Messenger RNA from Solanum pennellii, 2265 nucleotides. RefSeq names its product O-fucosyltransferase 1. The coding region runs from base 162 to 1712 and encodes 516 amino acids. Gene Ontology annotation, cellular component: cytoplasm; trans-Golgi network; endosome. The transcript has 9 exons. Lineage: Eukaryota; Viridiplantae; Streptophyta; Magnoliopsida; Solanales; Solanaceae. The record is from RefSeq and is a predicted model, not a curated record.
AUAUGUAUACGAAUACGAAUUGUUUCCUCUAUUUCUCACUCUUAAAUUUUUAGCCCUUCAAUUCGCCUAGUGUCGGCAGAUUUCUCCAGAGAUUCAGCGCACGUAAUUCUUCUCAACUUUGAAGCUUCGCGGAAUUUUCCAUUUCUCGGAUCUCAGCAAAAAUGCGGAGGCCUGGAUAUCGGCAACCGCUGAAGCAGCAAUUAGGAGGUGUCAAGGCAAUGUUCUUAAGGCUCUCGGUUGCUGUCAUCGUUGUCGUGAUUUGUAUGUUCCUGCUUAUGUCUGCGAUGUCGAGUAGUAAUAGUAACAGUUCGUCAGCUGAGAUUAAUGCAGAGGCACUCUGGGGAACUGCUGCUUCUGAUGGUUGGAGGGCGUCAUCUGCUCCUCGAUCAGAUUGGCCUCCUCCUGCCAGUGAAAGCAAUGGCUAUUUACGGGUUCGGUGUAAUGGUGGCCUGAAUCAACAACGUAGUGCAAUCUGUAAUGCAGUUCUUGCUGCACGAAUUAUGAAUGCUACACUGGUGUUACCUGAGUUGGAUGCAAAUUCCUUCUGGCACGAUGAUAGUGGGUUUCAAGGUAUCUACGAUGUUGAACAUUUUAUUAAGACAUUGAAGUAUGACGUAAGAAUAGUGGAAAGCAUUCCUGAAAUCCGAAAAAAUGGAAAGGUCAAGAAGAUAAAAGCAAAACAGAUUCGACCUCCUAGAGAUGCUCCUAUCAGUUGGUAUACAACAGAGGCUCUAAAGACAAUGAAGGAACACGGUGCUAUUUAUCUUACUCCUUUUUCACAUAGACUGGCUGAAGAAAUCGAUUAUCCUGAGUACCAGCGGCUGAGAUGUAGAGUUAACUAUCAUGCCCUUCGAUUUAAGCCUCAUAUUAUGGAUUUAAGCCAAUCAAUUGUCACUAAACUUCGUUCGCAAGGCCACUUUAUGACAAUACAUCUUCGUUUUGAGAUGGAUAUGCUAGCAUUUGCUGGGUGCUUUGACAUAUUUUCUCCUGAGGAGCAAAAGAUUCUGAAGAAGUAUAGACAGGAAAAUUUUGCAGAAAAGAGACUUAUAUAUGAUGAAAGAAGGGCAAUUGGGAAAUGUCCACUAACUCCAGAAGAGGUGGGUCUUAUUUUACGCGCAAUGGGUUUUGACAACUCUACUAGGAUAUACCUUGCUGCAGGUGAGCUCUUUGGUGGUGAGCGAUUCAUGAAACCUUUCCGUUCCUUGUUCCCCCGCUUGGAGAACCAUAGUACAGUGGACACCACAGGUGAGCUGGGGAAGAACACUAUGGGCUUGUUAGGUUCUGCUGUGGAUUAUAUGGUUUGUCUUCUCUCUGAUAUUUUCAUGCCAACAUAUGAUGGACCAAGCAAUUUCGCGAACAAUCUCCUUGGUCAUCGGUUAUACUAUGGUUUUCGCACGACAAUCCGACCUGAUAGGAAAGCACUGGCUCCUAUCUUUAUUGAUCGUGAGAAGGGUCAUACAGCUGGUUUUGAUGAAGCAGUUAGGCGUGCCAUGUUAAAAACAAACUUCGGUGGACCUCAUAAGCGGAUCUCACCUGAAUCAUUUUAUACUAAUUCUUGGCCAGAGUGCUUUUGUAAAAAAUCAGCUGUAAAUCCUGCUGAUAAAUGUCCACCACAUGACGUUGUUGAAGUCUUAAAUAGUCAAAUGGAGAGGGAAGGAAUCAGUGACUUUGAGGCAAGUGGAUCAAAUUUGACGUUAGCCACAGAUAAAUAGGUUUUCUGUGUGAAGUUUCUUGGUAAUAUUUAUGGAUCUUGAAAUGACGCGACACCACGAGGUCAAACGGAAGAAAUGCAAUGGUUUUCCUUAUCUACGAGUUGGUUUUACAGGUAUAACUUAUCUCAGACCAUUCUAUCUAGUUAUUGUGAUGGUUUUACUUGUACAUUUUUAGUGAUCGAUCACCUUACAAGUGAUAACAGUAAAUGUAGCUGCCAAUGGAUAAAAGCAGCAUAGGAGGUUAGGUUUCUGGGAAAAAAAGAUAACAUAUGGAGAAUAUCCUCGAUUGGUGUUUGAGUUAAUUUUUCGAUCAACGAGAAUCCAGGGAGGUUUCAUAUGUAUGACUAAGGGACUCGGCACCUUCCUUUCGGCAAUAUCAGAGUCAUUCGAUGCUUAAAAUGUCGAUAAUCUGAGCAUUUUAUUUUGCUCAUUUUUUUCCAUUUUGUAUCUUUUUGAGUAUCUGAGGAUGUUGUUUACUUCAUCAGCUGAGAACCAUUGUUGUAUCUGAUUUGGUACGUUCUGAUACGAAAAUAAUACAUUCUUUCCUACAAUU